Messenger RNA from Neolamprologus brichardi, 2565 nucleotides. It is a transcript of the gene klhl23, whose product is annotated as kelch-like family member 23. Gene Ontology annotation, molecular function: protein binding. The record is from RefSeq and is a predicted model, not a curated record. NCBI's taxonomy places the organism in Eukaryota, Metazoa, Chordata, Actinopteri, Cichliformes, Cichlidae.
UGGUGAACACAUGAAUGGACCAGUGCAAUGACUUCUUCUUCGUCGUCGUCUUCCCUUUCUCCUUCUUGCGCCCUAGUAAAAAGCGACGCUCAUUUGUAUACUAUUUGUAUUCUGUUUGCGCCUGCUGGGUGCACAGAAAAUGUGCCGUUCGUGAGCGCGUCACGAGACUGUGGAUGGAUGGAGGUUAUAUUUAGACUCUGAGAGAAAACGGUGGGGUUGGGUGAUUCCUCUCAAGGAGUUUUGUCAAGGACCCGCUGUUUGAGACUACAGAGCAGAGGAGAGGAGAAGAGAGGAGGAGGAGGGGGUUAUGGACGCUGCUCACAAAUACCAAAAUAGGAUCGAGCUGCCUGCCUGCGACUGUCCUGCGUGAGCUAAAUUGAGGCUCAUGUGUGGUGGAGACGGGAGAGCUUGAGGACAGUGUGGAAGGAGAGACAGAAAAAAAAAAGCUCGAGUCAUUCAUGGAAAUAGGGUAUCAUGUCACAUAAACAAGCCGAAAUCUACACAUAUGACUUCUGUGAUGGUGACCAUCCGGCAGAGCUCUUGGAUGCGCUCAGGCACUUCUACAUUAGCGGGCUGUUUACCGAUGUCGCUCUGCAGUGUGGCGAGUCGGGACAGGUGUUUCACUGCCACAAGGCGCUGCUGUCAGCCCGCAGCUCCUAUUUCAAAGUCAUGUUCACAGCUGACAUGAAGGAGAGAUCAAACAGCGUCAUCAAACUGAGCGGCAUAGACUACGAGGUGCUGGGUGCUCUGGUGGACUAUGUGUACACUGCUCAGGUGUGCAUCACUGAGAGCAACGUACAGAGCCUGCUGGAGGCUGCAGACCUGCUGCAGUUCGUUCCUGUGAAGCAAGCAUGUGAGGAGUUUCUCAUUCGCCUCCUGGAUGUGGACAACUGCCUGGGCAUGCACGCUUUCGCUGAGCUGCACCUGUGCCCUGGGCUGGAGAGGGAGGCACGCAGAGUGAUGCUGAGCAGGUUCCCGGAGCUCAUUCGGCAGGAGGAGUUUCUAGAUCUGCACCCUGAGAAGAUGAGAGAAGUCUUGGCUGUACAGAGCCUCACUGUGCAGAAAGAUGAAGUGUUGAUAGAUGCUGUCGCCACAUGGGUAAACCAUGACUUAGAUAAUCGCAUGCACCACGUGUCAAUUAUGCUACACUCCAUCCAUCUGGAUCUGGAUGAGAUUUACUUUAAGACCACGUUAGACGUGUAUAGACAAUACUUAAAGAAGAAUGAUGGGAAAUUGAAAUCUAUAAUCAUCCAGGCUUUAAGGUCAAAUGGAAAAGAGAUACCUGCGGCUAGAAAAAUGUCUGCCAACAUGUAUAUCAUUGGAGGGUACUAUUGGCACCCUCUUUGUGAAGUCCACAUCUGGGAUCCUAUCAGCAACACAUGGGUGCAAGGAAAGGACAUGCCCAACCAUGCAAGAGAGAGCUACAGCGUCAGUUUACUUGGUGCAAAUAUCUAUGUGACAGGUGGCUACAAGACAAACACUGUUGAGGCCCUGGACACUGUUUCAAUUUAUAACUGUGACUGUGAUGAAUGGACUGAGGGCUGCCCCAUGAUUACAGCCAGGUACUACCAUUGCUCUGUGGCGUUGCACGGCUGCAUCUAUGCCAUCGGAGGCUACCGGGGAGGAGCUCCAGAACGAGACACCGAAUUUUAUGAUCCUUUAAAAAAGAAAUGGUUCCCUGUGGCCAAAAUGAUCCAAGGUGUAGGAAAUGCUACUGCGUGUGUAAUGGGAGAUAAAAUCUAUGUAACCGGAGGUCAUUAUGGCUACAGAGGAAGCUGCACCUAUGAAAAAACACAGGUGUACAGACCAGAUGUCAACGAGUGGAGCAUCAUUACAAUAAGUCCCCAUCCAGAGUACGGGCUGUGUUCUGUGUCUCUCAACAACAAGCUGUAUGUGGUGGGUGGACAGACGACGAUUGCCGACUGCUACGACACAGAGAGAGACGAGUGGAGACCGAUAUCGGUGAUGAAGGAGAGGAGGAUGGAGUGUGGGGCCGUGGUAAUAAAUGGUUGUAUUUACGUAACAGGUGGAUACUCGUACUCCAAAGGGACUUACCUUCAAAGCAUCGAGAAAUAUAACCCUGAGCUGGACUCGUGGGAGAUAGUGGGGACUCUCCCCAGCCCGACCAGGUCACAUGGCUGUAUUUGUGUUUAUGGUGUUUAGUGACACAAAUUUUUGUUUACUGAUUAUUUUGUGCCAAAUGGAUCUAACAGUGACUCCACUGAAGAGAGCUAAUAUUCCACACUUCAUAUUUAUCUCACAGCAUGUCAGCCUGCACCAGAUCCUUUAGGAAGCUAUUUGCCAAACUGUGAAUAUAGUGAUGAAUACCAGCUUUUCAUACAAAACUCAGGGGCCUCAUGUUGAGCGUUUUUUGUUUGUUUGGUUGUUUGUUUAAAAUAGACUGAAAAGAAAUGCAAAAAAAGAGAAGAUGACAUUUUAUAAUCUAAUAAGUAUUAUUUAAAAAUCACACUACAAAUAGACUUUUAUUAGUAGAGGUGUACUAGGUUGUACCUUGAUUAAAUAAAGUACUAAAAUGCUAAUAAAGUUCUGUUUGAGUUCACUGAA